Messenger RNA from Gallus gallus (chicken), 1497 nucleotides. It is a transcript of the gene YIF1B, whose product is annotated as Yip1 interacting factor homolog B, membrane trafficking protein. The transcript is spliced from 8 exons. Gene Ontology annotation, cellular component: Golgi membrane; endoplasmic reticulum-Golgi intermediate compartment; COPII-coated ER to Golgi transport vesicle. Gene Ontology annotation, biological process: endoplasmic reticulum to Golgi vesicle-mediated transport. The record is from RefSeq and is a predicted model, not a curated record. The coding region runs from base 29 to 928 and encodes 299 amino acids. Lineage: Eukaryota; Metazoa; Chordata; Aves; Galliformes; Phasianidae.
GGAGCCCACAACCGGAAGCGGCGGUGCUAUGGAUGCUGCGGGGCUCGCCCCCAAACGCCGCGGCCCCGGCCCGGCCCCACCGCGCAUGGCGGAGCCCCGACCGCUGUUCGAUGACACGAGCGGGGGGAGCGCACCGGGGAGGGCCUAUGGGGCCGCCCCACCGCCUCCCCCCAACCCCUCUGCCGCCGCCGCCGCCGCGUUCCUGGCCGAGCCCGUGUCCACCAUCGCCGCGGCGUACGGCAGCAGCUGGGCCAGUCAGGGCCGGGAGAUGAUGGACCGGAACAUCGACCGCUUCCUGCCCGUGGGGCGGCUCAAGUAUUACUUUGCAGUGGAUACGGUGUACGUGGGGAGGAAACUGGGGCUGCUCUUCUUCCCCUUCCUGCACCAGGACUGGCAGGUUCACUACCAGCAGGACGGUCCGGUUGCGCCCCGCUUUGACGUCAACGCCCCCGACCUCUACAUCCCAGCGAUGGCAUUCAUCACAUACCUGCUGGUGGCCGGGCUGGCGCUGGGCACCCAGAACAGGUUCUCCCCGGACAGCCUGGGCCUGCAGGCGAGCUCAGCCCUGGCCUGGCUGCUGCUGGAGGUGCUGGCGGUGCUGCUCAGCCUCUACCUGUUCUCACUGCCCACCGACCUCAGCACCCCCGACCUGUUGGCCUUCGCCGGAUACAAAUACGUGGGGAUGAUCGCAGCGCUGCUGGCCGGGCUGCUGUUUGGGAGCACGGGGUACCACGCCGUGCUGGGCUGGUGCUGCCUCAGCAUCUUCGUCUUCAUGGUGCGGUCGCUGCGGCUGAAGCUGUUGGCAGAGGCAGCUGUGGGGGUUGCAGGGCGGGGGUCCCGUUCCCCCCCCCGCACAUACCUGACUGCUGCCAUCGCAGCCGUGCAGCCCCUCUUCAUGUACGCCCUCACCGCCCACCUGGUGCGCUGAUUUGAGGCCAAAAACUCCAUUUUUGGGGCUCUGGGAAUGCCCCCCCCCCCCCCCCCCCAUCCCCCCUCAGCUGUACAAUACACCAGGCGCACAAUGGGAGCCAUUGGGGUGUGGUGGUCACAGUAGGGGUUGGGGGGGGGCAAAGGGGGGUCCUUUGGGUGGGAGGGGGGGAGAGGGGGGUCCUGGGGGUGUUAAUGGGGUGUUGGGGGGGGGAUGGUGGGGUCUUCAGAGUGACAAUGAGGUGCUGGGGGGGUACAGUGGGAUCCUUAAGGUGACCAUAUGGUGCUGGGGGGAAGGGGGGGGGGGGGUACAGUGGGGUCCUUAGGGUGACAAUGAGGUGCUGGGGGGGGGGGAGGGGUACUGUGGGGUCCUCUGUGGGGUCCAUGGGACGCGGUGAAACCCCCCCCCCCCCCCAAACCAAUGGGGCACAGGAAGAGGUGAGGGGGGCGGGGGGGGUUUUCACGUUUCCCUUUAUUCCAAAAAUCCCUUUAAAAGUGUACAAAAAAAGCCUCCCAGGAACCCCUUAAUUAAUUACUGCUCAUUAAAAAGCCCCAAUGGGUGCAAAAGCA